GCGGGGAUCAGCUGAUCGGGAUCACUUCCGCUUUGGAGUUCGCGAUGUUUUGACGGAGUCCUGCUGCAAAUAUCGCUGCUCAUUCAUGUGAAUACGGUCACAUUUGAAGCUCUGGGCGUUUGGCUUCUGUCACCUUCUCUUCAUGAAUACUUCAGACAGUGAAGAGGACUCUUACAACGAGAGGUCCGCUCUGGUCCAGUGCGAAAGCCCAACCAUCCCCUCGUACAACCAAGAUCAUGAUAUGUCUCUGCCCCAGGAAACAGACACCAAACGGCGGCGGCCGGUCAGCUCAGGUUUGGACGAGCCAGGGCCGGUGGAGCGAGAGCGAGCAUCCACUCCUGACGGAGAGGAAGAGGAGCUGACCCUCAAAUACGGCGCUAAGCACGUCAUCAUGCUCUUCAUCCCCGUCACGCUCUGCAUGGUGGUGGUGGUGGCAACAAUCAAGUCUGUCAGCUUCUACACGGAGAAGACCUCACAGCGGCUCAUCUACACUCCGUUCGAAGAAGAUCCGAACUCCGUCGGUCAGAGGCUCUUGAAUUCGCUCCUCAACACCAUGGUCAUGAUCAGUGUGAUUGUGGUCAUGACGAUAAUACUGGUGGUGCUUUAUAAGUAUCGCUGCUAUAAAUUCAUUCACGGCUGGCUGAUUCUGUCUUCACUGAUGUUGCUCUUCUGGUUCAGCUUCAUGUAUCUGGGCGAGGUGUUCAAGACGUAUAACGUGGCUAUGGACUACCCAACGUUAGUGAUGAUCAUCUGGAAUUUCGGCGUCGUGGGAAUGAUCUGCAUCCACUGGAAAGGGCCGUUGCGGCUGCAGCAGGCGUACCUUAUUGUCAUCAGUGCCCUCAUGGCCCUCAUCUUCAUCAAAUACCUGCCCGAAUGGUCAGCAUGGGUCAUACUGGGAGCCAUCUCGAUAUAUGAUCUGAUAGCGGUGCUUUGUCCGAAAGGCCCGUUGAGGAUGCUGGUAGAGACGGCGCAAGAAAGAAACGAGCCAAUUUUCCCUGCACUCAUAUAUUCAUCUGCCAUGGUUUGGAUGGUUGGCAUGGCUGAUUCUAGUAAUCCAGAUUCCGCUGAUGAAAGGCAGCGGAAUGAGGGCGGAGCUUUAGCACAGGAAGGGGUGGAGUCAGAGGAUGAUGCGACUCAGGGAGGGAGGCGUCGGUAUUCAGCAGAAGAGGACCUUGAGGAAGACCGAGGGGUGAAGCUAGGUCUUGGUGAUUUCAUCUUCUACAGUGUGCUGGUGGGAAAGGCGGCCACCACCGGAGGAGACUGGAACACCACACUGGCCUGUUUCGUGGCCAUUCUCAUCGGACUGUGCCUGACGCUCCUCCUGCUGGCCAUUUUCAAGAAGGCUCUGCCGGCUCUGCCCAUCUCCAUCACCUUCGGCCUGGUCUUCUACUUCUCCACAGACAAUCUGGUACGGCCCUUCAUGGACAGCCUGGCAGCCCACCAAUACUACAUCUGACAGAAACCCACUGACACAUGAAGGACUUUAUCAGAACACAGUCAUUAUGCUUCAGUGAGAUUCAAACGUUUUUAUUUCUCAUGAAUCUGAGUGAGUGAAUGAAGGUGUGAAAUGUAUCAAAACAAGCAAACCGAUUUCAGUUCUGUGUUGUCAUACAUCUUUGCAUUGGCAUUUAGUUUUUUAUUGAGAAGCUGCACAUCAGCUCUUUAGAAUAUACAGUAGGUUUACCUUUUUUUUUUUUUUAUACUUACUGAGAAGGUAAAUGACUUUUUGGCAUCCCGACCAGUGUCAGUGAAGGGUCCUUUUUCAUAAAUACGACUUAUGAAGUGAUGAAAAGAUUGCUGCUAGUUUCAGUGGUGAGACAGAAGCCUGUAUAUAUGGCCUGCAUACAGCAGUGUGAGUGCUGUAAGCUUGCCAGUGGUUACUUACAGCAUAAUAAACUAAUCACACAAAUAGAGUUUUUCCUGCAUACUUUCGUUUUUAGAAUCCCUAAUAUUGUGGAAGGCUCAUGAAAGUGUAUAACGUAGGUUUAUCAUGAUGUCGGCAAACGGGAUGUGAUCCUAAAUCAACAUAUUUGUUGGACCUACAUAGGGCUGGGUGAUAUAUCUAAUAUUCACAAUAAUUUUGCUGGCGAUAUCAGAUUUUUAUGUCAUUCACAACGUUGCAUUUUAGUUGCAGAAGAUGAGAAACCAAACCUAAGAUUAAACACGUUAACAUUUUAUGGAUGGCUAAAACGGAGCAGUUACCAACCUGUCAUGUUAGCUCAGGUCCAUUAAUUAAUAUGAACAG
This is a messenger RNA of Sinocyclocheilus anshuiensis, 2245 nucleotides long. It is a transcript of the gene psen2, whose product is annotated as presenilin 2. Gene Ontology annotation, cellular component: membrane; gamma-secretase complex. Gene Ontology annotation, molecular function: aspartic endopeptidase activity, intramembrane cleaving. The coding region runs from base 143 to 1456 and encodes 437 amino acids. The transcript is spliced from 11 exons. The record is from RefSeq and is a predicted model, not a curated record. NCBI's taxonomy places the organism in Eukaryota, Metazoa, Chordata, Actinopteri, Cypriniformes, Cyprinidae. Gene Ontology annotation, biological process: Notch signaling pathway; calcium ion homeostasis; protein processing.